Messenger RNA from Vitis riparia (riverbank grape), 2087 nucleotides. RefSeq names its product carotene epsilon-monooxygenase, chloroplastic-like. The record is from RefSeq and is a predicted model, not a curated record. Gene Ontology annotation, cellular component: chloroplast. Gene Ontology annotation, molecular function: heme binding; iron ion binding. The transcript has 10 exons. Bases 251 to 2038 code for a protein of 595 amino acids. NCBI's taxonomy places the organism in Eukaryota, Viridiplantae, Streptophyta, Magnoliopsida, Vitales, Vitaceae. Gene Ontology annotation, biological process: carotenoid biosynthetic process.
AUGGAAUUGAUUGUAGUAGGUGAUUUAUAACUGAUAAAGAAAUUAAGCAAAUUUCAGGAAAAAGUAGGGAUAAUAGGACUUGAAAUUGCAGCAAAAAUCAAAGGGCAAAAUUAUAAGCCACAUUGAGAAACCCAAUCUAUACAGGCGGCAGCAGUGGCUAUGGUGAUUGUUGAGAGAGUGAGGUGGAGAGAGCAGUAAGGUCUUCCAAGGCUAAUUCUCGGUCCCCAGACCCAGAGCCAUUAUUACAAACAUGCCUAGUUUGAUGUCUCUCUCUUCUUUCGCACUCCUCACACCCCCUACCUUCAACUUCAAACCCACCACACUCCCUCCUAAUCCCUCACUUCCCUAUCUCUCCAUAACAUGUUCCUCAGACAACAACCCUAAACCAACCAGAAGCAGCUCCUGGGUGAGCCCUGACUGGCUGACCUCUCUGAGCCGGUCUCUCACCAUGGGCCAAGACGACUCCGGUAUACCCAUGGCCACUGCUAAACUGGAUGACGUGUCUGAGCUCCUGGGUGGUGCCCUCUUCCUUCCUUUGUUCAGAUGGAUGAAUAUGUACGGACCCAUUUACCGGCUCGCCGCCGGGCCCCGCAAUUUUGUGGUUGUCAGUGACCCGGCUAUUGCUAAGCAUGUUCUGAGGAAUUAUGGCAAAUACGCCAAGGGUCUCGUGGCCGAGGUUUCGGAAUUUUUGUUCGGAUCGGGUUUUGCCAUUGCGGAAGGCGAGCUUUGGACGGUGAGGCGCAGGGCUGUGGUUCCUUCUCUUCACAAGCGAUACUUAUCCAUAAUUGUUGAUCGGGUGUUUUGCAAAUGUGCUGAGAGAUUGGUAGAGAAUCUUAGAACUGAUGCACUCAAUGGCAGUGCUGUAAACAUGGAGGAGAAGUUUUCUCAAUUGACUCUGGAUGUCAUCGGUCUAUCUGUGUUCAACUACAAUUUUGAUUCACUUACUGCUGAUAGUCCUGUUAUUGAUGCAGUUUACACUGCAUUGAAAGAGGCUGAGGCUCGAUCAACUGACCUUUUACCAUACUGGAAGGUCAAAGCUUUGUGUAAGAUAAUCCCUAGACAAAUAAAAGCUGAAGAAUCAGUAACAGUAAUAAGGAAAACUGUAGAAGAACUUAUUGCUAAGUGCAAAGAAAUUGUGGAAAGAGAGGGUGAGAGGAUUGAUGAGGAUGAAUAUGUUAAUGACUCAGAUCCAAGCAUCCUUCGUUUCUUGCUUGCUAGCAGAGAAGAGGUUUCAAGUGUGCAGUUACGAGAUGACCUUUUAUCAAUGUUGGUUGCUGGGCAUGAGACCACUGGUUCAGUGUUGACUUGGACAUUAUAUCUUUUAAGUAAGAACUCUUCUUCUCUGAUGAAAGCACAAGAAGAGGUCGACAGGGUUUUACAGGGAAGGUCUCCCUCGUAUGAAGAUAUAAAGGAUCUCAAGUUCUUAACACGUUGCAUAAAUGAGUCCAUGCGUCUAUACCCUCAUCCUCCUGUUUUGAUAAGAAGAGCUAAAGUCGCUGAUGUGCUUCCUGGAAAUUACAAGGUCAAUGCUGGUCAAGAUAUAAUGAUUUCAGUAUAUAAUAUCCAUCACUCCUCUCAGGUCUGGGAAAGAGCAGAAGAUUUUCUGCCAGAAAGAUUCGACUUAGAAGGUCCUGUGCCUAAUGAAACAAAUACAGAUUUCAGAUUCAUUCCAUUUAGUGGGGGCCCACGUAAGUGUGUUGGUGAUCAGUUUGCUUUGCUGGAAGCGAUUGUUGCACUUGCAAUCUUUGUGCAGCACAUGAAUUUUGAGCUGGUUCCUGAUCAGAAUAUUAGCAUGACUACCGGGGCAACCAUUCAUACAACAAAUGGCUUGUACAUGAAAUUGACUCAAAGGCAAAUUCCAUCUGCAUUUGUUCCAACAUCUUCUAGGUGGAAAGUGGAAGGGACUCUCUCCUUCAUCCAACCAAGGCCAAGAGAAGAGAGUGCAGUCUACAGAAAGAAAAAGAGGCAGUCAUGGAAGACGAAACCUUGGAGAGCCGAAAUCAAGCCAGAUUGGCUAUAUUGGAGCUCACCAACAUGAUCAGUGUCCCUAUGUGCCUCCACGCUAUCGUACGCCUCAACGUCCCUGA